UUGUCGAAGGCUGCACGCUGUUUUUUCGUGUUUUUAAGCUAAAUAAAUUAACAUUGUAACUUGUGACUAAACAAAACGAGUGCUAAUGAAUCACCAUUUAACUCAAGGUUGAUACCAAGUGAUAUAAUUUUCUUAGUCGGGUUUAAUGUGUGUUAAAACUGAGCACUUUCAUUUUACAUGAUCUAAGUUUUGUUUAAUUUUUGACCGGACAUAACUAUUACUGAAAUGAUGAACGGAGCGAGUUCACAUAGUAAGUCGAUAGGGAUCUGGAUGUCGGACAAGAAAAGUCAAAAACUCAACUGGAAGGAGCUCACAAGAGCUUGCUCUUCACAUGGGUAUAAUCUUGUAAAGCUGGACUUGGACAGGCCUUUAGAAGAACAAGGUCGAAUCGAUAUAUUUCUUCAUAAACUCACAGACAUCAUUGCGGCGGCUGACCAAGGUGACCCAAAGGCAUCACAAAUAAUUGGUCGUGUAGAGCAAUAUUUGUCAAACCAUCCCAACAUAGUUGUAAUUGAUCCUUUAGACAAAGUGAGGAUAUUGUUAAACCGGUACUGCUACUAUUCCAUUCUGCAAGAUGAGCCAUCAUUCAAAAGACAAGGGAUAUACACACCCACAUUCGCUGAAUUCACUUCCAGCAACAUUAGAGAUAAUGUAGAAAUAAUGAGGCAACGAGGAGUCACAUUCCCUGUCAUAUGCAAGCCCACUAUUGCACACGGGUCGAAGUCUGCGCACGAGAUGAUUGUGAUAUUCAAUGAGAAAGGACUCAGUGUGUGCAAACCGCCCUGUGUCGUACAGAGCUUUGUCAACCAUAAUGCAGUACUGCAUAAGGUGUUUUUAGUGGGAAACAGAUACCACAUUUGCGAGAGACCCAGUCUGAAAAACUUCUACGCGUCAGAUGAUUUGGAGCCAAUUUUCUACAGCACAGGAGAGGUAUGUAAAGCAGACAGCCAAUCCACACUUUCAAUUCUAGAUCCUCACGAUAAGGCUGAUAUUCGAAUGACGCCGAAUGAGGAUAAAAUCAGGAGUAUUAUCAGAGUUUUAAGAAAGAAGAUUGGUUUGUUGCUGGCUGGCUUUGACGUGGUCAUAGAUAAUAGUUCGGGUGACCAUGCAGUCAUAGACAUCAAUGUGUUUCCAAGCUAUGAUAACUACCCAGAUUUCUUCGAGCAUUUCCUGGAUUGUAUCGACGAGAGUGCAAACAGGACUUGUAGUGAGCACGGAGAGUGCAAUGGUGUGAACGAAGAUUAUUCUUCUAGUCAUCUGUUGAAUGGUUUGAUGAAUGUCGGACUGGAACCAAGUAGAUUUGGUGUUACUGGUAUGAAUAUUAAUUAAUUAUAGUUUGUGGACCCAUUAAAUUAUUGUUAGUAGUUGAUGUGUUCAUAACUCAGAUUUAUACAUUUAUUUUGAACACAAGUCAAUAUAUAAUCCAACUUACACUUCAGUUCUCUGUUGGAACCAGCCUUCAAAUAAGUUCAAGUAAAAAAUACAGCAAAUACUGCCCUGAAGGCUAGUGCCUUGUUGGGCUAA
Molecule: messenger RNA, 1524 nt
Organism: Ostrinia nubilalis (European corn borer)
Lineage: Eukaryota; Metazoa; Arthropoda; Insecta; Lepidoptera; Crambidae
Product: inositol-tetrakisphosphate 1-kinase-like
Exons: 5
Coding region: 226-1329 (367 amino acids)
Biological process (GO): inositol trisphosphate metabolic process
Cellular component (GO): cytoplasm
Molecular function (GO): inositol-1,3,4-trisphosphate 5-kinase activity; inositol-3,4,5,6-tetrakisphosphate 1-kinase activity; inositol-1,3,4-trisphosphate 6-kinase activity
Source: RefSeq, a predicted model, not a curated record